Helianthus annuus (common sunflower) is the source of this 951-nucleotide messenger RNA. RefSeq lists its product as uncharacterized. Gene Ontology annotation, molecular function: zinc ion binding; nucleic acid binding. Lineage: Eukaryota; Viridiplantae; Streptophyta; Magnoliopsida; Asterales; Asteraceae. Bases 1 to 951 code for a protein of 316 amino acids. The transcript has a single exon. The record is from RefSeq and is a predicted model, not a curated record.
AUGAAAGAGGGUGAAUCUGUUGAAGAUUACUUCAACCGGACAACCCAUAUAGUAAAUCAAUUAAGAAUGAAGGAAGAAAAAAUAGAUGAACAGAGAAUUGUAGAAAAAAUCUUACCAAGCCUAACUCGAAAUUUUGAGUCGGUUGUGAUCACGGUAGAAGAAACCAAAAAUUUGGAAGAUGUUUCCACUGAAGAAUUAAUGGGGAUUCUUCAAUCUCAUGAAUUGAGAUUGAAGCGAUAUGAUGACAAUCCAGUCGAACAUGCAUUUCAAGUUUCAAGUGCAAACCAAGACCGAUAUAAACAAACAUACAGAAACGAAUUUGUAGGGAGAGGACCAUACAAGAACAGGGGACGGAAUAUGAAUUCGAUAAGGUGUUUUAAUUGUCAUAAACUUGGUCAUACCGCCAAGUUCUGUCAACAAAAGGAUAAACAUGAAAGAUCGGAUAAUGUAUUAAUUCACAAGGAGGAAGAAACGAAUGAACAAGAAGAUACUAUGUUCAUGAUAUUCAAUAUGGAAGAGGCAGUCAAAAGUGACUGUUGGUAUCUCGAUAGUGGCUGCAACAAUCAUAUGACAGGUAACCGAGAACUUUUUACUCAUCUUGAUGAAUCAUUAAAGAAAGAGGUGAGGACGGGUGAUGACAAACGGUUGGAGGUAUUGGGCAGCGGAGACGUUUCUAUUUCGAUACGAGGACGAGCAAGGAAGAUACCAAACGUAUUUUAUGUGAAGGGUUUGAAACAUAACCUGUUAAGUGUAGGACAACUCAUACAAAAGGGGUAUGAUGUCUUAUUUAAAGGCGACAGAUGCAUCAUGAAAGAUGCGAAUAGUGAAGUCUUAGGUAUCGUCAAGAUGACGAACAAUAAGAUGUUUCCCUUAUAUCCCGAAAAUGAUUUGCGGUUUGCCAUGAAUAUGACAAUUAAGAACACUUCAAAUCUAUGGCAUAAACGUUAUUGA